GCAAGUCGCAUAGAUUUUUGGUUGAUUUCCUUUUCACUUUGCUUUCGUAUUCUCCAAGAUCUAAGAAACUUACGUUAAUUUGUGUUUCUGGUUAAAUUUUGAUUCAACUUAUUAUGUGCGGCGGCACCCAGAACAGGAAAGUACAAGAGUGAACAGCAUCUUAUUGAUUUUCUUACCUUGCAUAUGCUUUCAACCAACGCGAAGUGGUGUUAAUAAAGAUAUCGUAGAUUCUAUGGUCUAAUUCGGAUUUAUUGUGUUGGAUACGAUAUCUAACACAUUCAGUGACAUUUAACCUAAUUUGGUGUAAACGUUAAAUCAGCGAAAAUGAUGGCAAAUUCACUUGACACAGUAAACGCGAACCAACCCACGCAAAAUGGUAGCAAGGUUCAGCCAUGUAAUAACGAGUCCAAGACUAAUCUCAUAGUUAAUUAUUUGCCGCAAACGAUGACUCAGGAAGAGAUACGGUCACUGUUCUCGAGCGUCGGCGAAGUAGAAAGUUGCAAGCUAAUUAGAGACAAAGUGACAGUCUUUCCUGACCACAUCCUGAACGGUCAAAGUCUUGGUUACGCCUUCGUUAAUUACCACAAGGCGGAGGACGCGGAGAAGGCUGUGAACACUCUGAAUGGAUUGAGAUUGCAGAACAAAAUCAUCAAAGUCUCGUAUGCUCGACCUAGUUCCGACGCAAUCAAAGGCGCCAACCUCUACGUAUCAGGUCUACCGAAACAUAUGACUCAGCAAGAGUUGGAGAAGCUCUUUAGCCCCUACGGAACCAUCAUCAGCUCACGCAUUCUACAUGAGAACAUGAAUGUUGGGCACUUACUCCAGGUGGGAAAUGAAGACCAAGGAGGCAUUCAGGGCCCUUCAAGAGGCGUCGCGUUCAUCCGAUACGACCAGCGGUGUGAAGCAGAAGCAGCUAUACGUGAGUUGAAUGGAUCUAUACCGCCUGGUGGUACCGGCCCAAUUACAGUCAAGUGUGCAAACAAUCCAAGCAACCAGAACAAGGCAUUAGCUCCAUUGGCCGCAUACCUGGCUCCAGCUUCGGCACGUCGCUUCGUCGGACCCGCAGGGAAGGCACUGCUUGCUAUCAACAAAGGGCUCCAAAGAUUUUCUCCCCUGGCUGACCCACUGAUCCAAGGUAACGCUCUAGGUGGUUCGGGUUGGUGCAUCUUUGUGUACAAUAUUGGAGCUGACACUGAGGAAAGUAUCCUGUGGCAGCUUUUUGGCCCAUUCGGUGCCGUCCAGAGUGUUAAAAUAAUAAGAGAUCCUACCACCAACAAAUGUAAAGGAUAUGGGUUCGUCACUAUGACUAAUUAUGAUGAAGCGGUAGUCGCGAUCCAGUCCUUGAACGGUUACUCACUGAACGGUCAAGUACUGCAGGUCAGCUUCAAAACGAACAAGAGUAAAUCUUAAAUUAAUUCAAAAUCUAGUCAAUAAAUUGUAGCUAAUGCAAAAAUGUUGAUCAUUAAGCUGUCAUGGUUUGGCAUCAUUAUCAAUUAAUUAGAACUGAGUAGUGAAAUAUGACUGAUGCAAAUCAUGACAACAGUUGAACAGUGUUCAAUUUAAGCAAGUACAAAUAAUUUAACGGACAUCACAGUAAUAAUAAUGCAGUCACAAACUGUUUAGUACUUUGACCUUAAAUCGCUGUUCCCAUGACCAUGAAUUUAUAGUUUCAGUAUCCCUAAACCCAAUGAUGUUAUGAGUAAACUGACUCUUUUUCAGUAACAACCUAUGUAUGUUAUAUUUACUCUUUUAUAGAGGCUAGCUAACGUUAAUUUAAGAACUACUAUGACAAUUCACAAUGCUUUCAAAUAAAGAUACUGACAAUUUUAUACCUAUUUAAUUUGACUGUUAAGAUGAUAACAUCAGUAUUUUUAUUUAAUGUGUGUAAUUUACUGCCUUAAAUGCAUUGUAUUUUUUCUGUAAUAGAUAGAAAACUAUUUUUAUUUAUAACAUCUUAAUAUCUGAUGUUAUAAUGUAUUUUCAGAUAUCAAGAAAUAGUGAAUCUAAUGUAAUACCAUUUUUAUGUUCACUUCUGAUAAAGACUACUUUUCUUUCCUAUUUUUCUUACAUGCUUCUUCAUA
Messenger RNA from Ostrinia nubilalis (European corn borer), 2081 nucleotides. Its product is annotated as ELAV-like protein 1. The coding region runs from base 325 to 1410 and encodes 361 amino acids. Gene Ontology annotation, cellular component: ribonucleoprotein complex. The record is from RefSeq and is a predicted model, not a curated record. Lineage: Eukaryota; Metazoa; Arthropoda; Insecta; Lepidoptera; Crambidae. The transcript has a single exon. Gene Ontology annotation, molecular function: RNA binding.